CGUUCAGCAACGUAACAUUUGCACUCUAUUUAUACACUUUCCACAAGCACUCCACAAACUGAAUAUCCAUCGUAUUUGUCCACUUAACCUGCCCUUUCAAUUUCACUCAUCAGCUAAUUUGGAUCCUCCACCGUCCAUGGCGGCCGGAAUUUCAGCCUCCGCUGGUUCCCGAACUAUUUGCCUCCGUCACAACCCGUUUCGCGGUCCAAAAUCCGCCUCAACCGCCCCGCCAGUUCUGUUCUUCUCUCCGUUAACUCGCAAUUUUGGCGCAAUUUUGCUGUCUCGAAGAAAGCCGAGGUUGGCGGUUUGCUUUGUGCUGAAGAAUGAGAAAUUGAAUAGUACUAUCCAAAGUGAGAGUGAAGUAAUACAGGAUCAGAUACAAGUAGAGAUUAAUGAGGAGAAGAGUUUAGCUGCCUGUUGGCUGGCGGAAAAAUUGGCGAGGAAGAAAUCGGAGAGGUUUACUUAUCUUGUGGCGGCUGUCAUGUCUAGUUUAGGGAUUACUUCUAUGGCGAUUUUGUCAGUUUAUUACAGAUUUUCAUGGCAAAUGGAGGGUGGAGAAGUGCCUUUUUCUGAAAUGUUAGCUACAUUCACUCUCUCGUUUGGCGCUGCCGUAGGAAUGGAGUACUGGGCGAGAUGGGCUCAUAGAGCACUAUGGCAUGCUUCUUUAUGGCACAUGCACGAGUCACACCAUAGACCAAGAGAAGGACCUUUUGAGAUGAACGACGUUUUCGCCAUAACGAAUGCUGUUCCAGCUAUAGCUCUUCUUUCAUACGGUUUCUUCCAUAAAGGCCUCGUCCCUGGCCUCUGUUUUGGCGCUGGAUUGGGGAUCACAGUAUUUGGUAUGGCUUACAUGUUCGUUCACGAUGGACUGGUUCAUAAGAGAUUCCCCGUAGGGCCUAUUGCCAACGUGCCUUACUUUCGGAGGGUAGCUGCUGCACAUCAGCUUCAUCACUCGGACAAAUUUGAUGGUGUACCAUAUGGCUUGUUCCUAGGACCUAAGGAAUUGGAAGAAGUAGGAGGGCUUGAAGAGUUGGAAAAGGAAGUCAACCGAAGAAUUAAAAUUUCUAAGGAAUUAUUAUGAUCAAAAGAUACUUCUAAUAAUAAAAUGCACUUGUAUUUAGGCUCUAGAUCAUUAAUGGGAAAAAGAUAGAAAUAUAUAUACAUAUAUGAAAAUAAUAUAAUGAAACAAGCUUUCUAUGGAAAUUGGAAAGUUCCUAGUCUUCUUUU
Solanum tuberosum (potato) is the source of this 1227-nucleotide messenger RNA. Its product is annotated as beta-carotene hydroxylase 1, chloroplastic. The record is from RefSeq and is a predicted model, not a curated record. Lineage: Eukaryota; Viridiplantae; Streptophyta; Magnoliopsida; Solanales; Solanaceae. The transcript has 7 exons. Gene Ontology annotation, biological process: xanthophyll biosynthetic process; carotene metabolic process. Gene Ontology annotation, molecular function: beta-carotene 3-hydroxylase activity; iron ion binding. The coding region runs from base 137 to 1081 and encodes 314 amino acids. Gene Ontology annotation, cellular component: chloroplast.